Molecule: messenger RNA, 3987 nt
Organism: Mitosporidium daphniae
Lineage: Eukaryota; Fungi; Microsporidia
Exons: 3
Coding region: 1-3987 (1328 amino acids)
Biological process (GO): phospholipid translocation
Cellular component (GO): plasma membrane
Molecular function (GO): ATPase-coupled intramembrane lipid carrier activity; ATP binding; ATP hydrolysis activity
Source: RefSeq, a predicted model, not a curated record
AUGCCAUCCCAUAGCAUUUCAUCUUCUUCCGUUAGCUAUACUGACAGUAAUGAGAUAUACAGCACCAGCGAGGCCGACUAUGAUACUUCCACAGACGAAGAGGGAGUUGCCGAAAUUCCUUCCUGUGCUUCAAACAAUUUUGAUGCGGACAAUUCUGCGUCGGGAUCACACACGGGAAAAAUACAAGAAACCUCUUUGCAUCAAGAUCACACGGCAUAUCCAGCGGAAAAGGACAAAGCUUCGGGGACUCCAAAAGCGAAACGGUCCCUAAUUAGGCUCAAAGACAAGCAAACAAAAAAAAUGAUGAGAUUGGUAACAAAGACAAGAAAUUGGUUCGACGGCGUUCCAACGGAAAAAUUAAACCGCCCAGCCAAUUUUAACGCAUAUGUUCUUUCGUCCACGCUUUCUUUUCAGCAGCUAUCAGACCUCAGCACCAUGGCGGGGUCUUCUACUUGCUCCCAUAAGCUAACGUCUGCCUCGUUUUCGGUGCAAGGGGAACCCGAUCAAAGCUCUUUAAACUCUGUUGAACAGGAAAUCGCUGACCGUAGAUGUAUCGAUUGUAUUGGUGGCAAUUCGAGCGAUAGCAAGUUUUGCUCUAACGAGGUGCACUCAACGAAAUACAACCUAUUUACGUUUAUCCCCAAAAACCUGUAUGAACAGUUCCAUCGGCUUGCUAACGUUUAUUUUUUGCUGCUUGUUGUUCUUCAAUUUAUCCCUGCUAUUUCGUCCUACAAUCCACUUUUGUCAGCAGGACCGCUUUUAUUUAUUUUAAUGGCCACCGGUAUUAAGGAUGCAGUCGAGGACUACCGGCGGCAUAAGGCUGAUAGGCUAAUCAACGAGUCAUGGGCCACAAUUUUGGAGCCAAUUUCAUCUGCAGAUCAAAGUGAUCACUUUAAAAAAAGGAAAGUUGCCUGGAAAGACAUCAAAGUGGGUGACGUAAUUUAUCUUCGAUCCGGAGAUUCCAUUCCGGCAGAUUGCGUUGCCCUUUCGUCUUCGUCCCGUUCUGAAAUAUACCUUGACACCAUGAGCUUAGAUGGCGAAACCAAUUUGAAGAUAAAGAGAGCAAUCCCUAUUCAUGAUAGCUUUUCAUUAAAAUCCCUACGGAUCGAAAUCGACCCUCCAAGCCCGCAUUUAUAUUCCUUCAGUGGGAAGGUAUUUUUUGAAAACGAGUGCAACACCAAUGAGGAGGUGCUCUUGACUCAAGAGCAUAUCCUUCUUCGAGGUUGUAUUACCAAAAACACGGAUUGGGUUAUUGGGGUCGUCUUGUACACAGGAUAUGAGACAAAAAUCAUGUUGAACUCGAUAGCGCAUCAAAAGGUGAAUUCGCCCACCAGCUCAGCAGAAGGUUCGCCCUCUAAAAGAUCUACCAUUGAGAGACAGCUAAAUAGACAAAUUUUGCUAAAUUUUCUGCUUUUGCUAAUUUUGUGCCUUGUGUGCAUGUCUGUUGAAUCGUUUUCAAUUACAUCGACAAAGUUGCUACUGGAGACGACAACUCUUUCUUCAGUAGUGGUUUCUUUUUUUUCGUCUUUGAUCCUGUUCCAAACCGUCGUCCCAAUCGCCCUAUACAUCACCGUUGAAAUAUGCAAGACAAUCCAUGCAUUUUUAAUCCAUUCUGAUUUGGCGAUGAAGGACCCCAUUUCUGGAAAGCAGUGUAAUGCGAGGGCGUGGAAUUUAUCUGACGAUCUCGGGCGUGUUCAAUUUAUUUUUUCAGACAAAACGGGAACCCUAACAAAAAACAUCAUGCGAUUUAAAUAUCUGUGGGCAGGAGGCCAAAUUUAUUCGUCAAACGGCGAUGGCUUGCUUUUUUUAAAGAAUGCUCCUUUAGCAUCGAAAGAAUCUGCGAUGCCUUCUGAUUCGCCGCAUUAUCGGCUCAUCAUGCUGUGCAUUGCGCUGUGCCAUUCUGUGUUGCCAUCGGCAAAUGAGGUGCAAUUUUCCCCCCAUUCGUCCUCAGAUACCAUCGCUCUUCAUCCAACUCGCAUUGAGCAGAAAAAAGCUUCCAAUCCUGCGUCGACUGCCUUGGGCCAGACUGUAGAAGAUGUUUUCAUCUAUUCCGGAGAAUCUCCUGACGAAGUUGCGUUGGUUACUGCAUGUGCAGAGAUGGGCUACCAGUUCAAAGGGACAUCGGGUGUAUCUUCACCUUAUUGUGGAGCAGUCUCUAAAACGGCCUCGGUUGCCAUUGUCGAUGGGUUAGAAGAUCUUUUCAAGGAGCAGCCUUCUGCUUCAUCGCCCAAAGUUGGGGAGCAACAAAGUUUCGUUGAAAACUAUGAAGUUAUCUUGACGAUUCCAUUUUCUUCAGAGCGUCAACGCAUGGGUGUUCUUGUGAGGCUCAAAGAAAAAGCCUAUUUUUUCUGCAAAGGAUCUGACUCGGCCAUUAUUGCCUUGUGCCGUAAAGAUGAUGCUUCCGUGCAAAAUUCAUCAAGCAACCUUGCCCAUUGGGCUUCACAAGGAUUGAGGAUUUUGUGUUUUGCAAUGAAAGAGUACGAUGUCCUUUCCGAUGAGUGGAAGAGUCUAAUGAUAAAAUAUGAAGAAGUCAAGAAUGUAAGUGCUAAAAACUCUGCCUGUCGUUCGGAAGAGUUUUAUUCCAAUCUUGAGAGCGGCCUAUGUUUUCUCGGUAUUACUGCCGUUGAAGAUUCGUUGCAAGAUGGUGUUGCGGAUGCAAUUGAAUCAUUCCGGGAGGCUCGUAUUUGUACUUGGGUUCUUACCGGCGAUAAGGCCGAAACUGCAGUCAAUGUUUCCACGUCUGCUGGCCUGAUUACUUCUUCAAUGAAGCUCAUUGAGAUUUUGUUCUMAAAUUUGGAACAGCCCUUGGAAGAAAAGUGCGUAUCUUUACAAGAAGACAAGGACCAACAUGAACUCCAGUUGUCUCGUUCAUCAUCAUCAUCAUCUUCUUCUUCUUCAUGUAAUAAAUCUGGGUGUGCCGUAAGAUUUUCGCUUUUGAGGACUCUUGAGGAUUUUUAUUCCAAUUCCAAAGAGAACAUGUCAAUGGCGGAGGGAACUCUUUUUUCUCCAAAUCCCGUUACAGCCACUCCGGUUUCGCCGUUAAUUCAGUCACAUACUACAAGCCCUUUCUCGUAUUUUUCUAACAUAGCCAGCCCGAUGCAAAACAUGAAAAGCCCCAACUCAUUGCUACCUAACAGCCCGAAAUCGAUUCUUUCAACACAUUACCAAGGUGCUGCUUUGGUAGUCGAUGGGAUGACGCUGAAAUAUAUCCUUGACUCUCCAGAUGACACACUCAAGCUGCUGUUUUUAUCUGUUGCCUUAAGAUGUUCCUCAGUUAUCUGCAGUAGAGUGGCCCCUCUGCAAAAGGCCAUGAUUGUGGGGUUGGUCAAGGAAUAUCUAUCCACAGCGGUGUGCUUAUCCAUUGGAGAUGGGGCAAAUGAUGUAUCAAUGCUUCGUAAAGCCGACAUUGGUAUUGGCAUCUCCACGGGAAAAGAGGGCUGUCAAGCCGUAAUGGCUGCAGAUUAUUCUAUUUCACAGUUUUCUCACCUUAAGCGGUUGUUACUUGUUCAUGGGAGGUGGUCGUAUCAUCGUAUUUCCUCGGCAACCCUAAGCUGUUUUUACAAAAACAUUGCAUUUGUGUUUGUUCUUUUCUGGUACCAAUUUGAUUGUGCCUUUUCGUCCCAAUUUAUUUAUGACUAUGCCUUUCUUCUGUUUUAUAAUUUUCUGUUUUCUAUUCUUCCUGUGCUGUCGCUGGGUAUCUUUGACAGAGAUAUCGAAAGUAAUAUUGCAAUGCUUUUCCCCUGCAUGUAUACCGGGGGAAAUAAGGUGCCAAAAUGUGUUCAAUCCCAUCCUCACUCUCAUUUUUCGACCGGAAAAUCAGAGCUAGCGUUUGACCCUAUUUUCCAGCCUGUUUUUGAUUGCCGUCUCCGAGGGGGUCUACCAGUCGCUGGUGUGUUACUUGAUUCCGCGUUUUGUCUACUCGGGCGGCCCGCUAAAUACGCUAUUUAUGCAUUCGUCUUGGACGCUAGAUUGGAUUCCAGUGCCUGA